AUGGGACUUGACACAAAAGCAACUAAUUGUAAGUGACUGGUGCUGUCAUUCUGUCAGUCGCUUGAUAAAAGUUGCAUUGUCAAUCACAUGGUUAAUAAUUAAUUAUUAUAUUUUUUUAAAUAUUACACUAUUAUAUUAUGUGAUAAAAAAAUGUACAUCAUCAUGCAUUAGUUGAUUAAAAAGUUUGACAGUUUGACAAAAGUUUGACAGUCAAUAUUAUAUAAUAUAUUUAUGGAUAUACUGUAUUUCCCUUUUUUUUUAAUUUUUCGGUUUUGAUACCAACAGAUGUCACUAAUAUCAUUUUAAACAUCUUAACAUUGCAAAAUUAAUUAUUUUUCCACCAUUAGUAUUGCUAUUGUUCCAUUCCAUGAUUUAACAACAUCUUGUAGUAAACUACAGCUAUUUCUAGCCAAAUACCAAACAGGUUGCAUUGCAUUUGAAUACAAACUAAAAUCAGUUGAUUUAAGUUUUUCAAGAUAAUUAACAUCAUUAACUUUAUUGCAAAAGCAUAAUCUAAAGAACAUAAAAUAUCAUUUUGCAAUGAUUUUUCAGUAUUUUUGUUUUGUAUUUUAUAUUGGAUUACAGAAAUGAUUCCUCUCCAUAGAUAUAAUAUUGUUUUGUAGCAUUUUUCUGUAAUAAUUUCUCUUGAUUUUUACAAAAAUUCCUUGAUAAAUGAUUUUUAUAUUCGAUUUUUUGAACUGUAAGAUUUUUAUAGGGACAUUAAAACUGUUAAAUCUUUUUAACAUUUGUUGAGAAAACUCUUGAGAAAUUAAAAAAUGACCUCCUUAAAGUAACUCCCCACAUCAAUUUCCUUUCAGAAAAAGUGCUCCACAUAAAAAUCUAGUAUAAAAGUUGUCCACAGAACAAAAAAAAAACAUUGUAAAACCAUAAGUUUCUUUACUGUACCCAGAAUCUAAAAACAUUGAAUUCGUACUUGUUUACUUGUAAAUGAAUAUUGAUCUGUGUAGAUUAGUGGAAAAGUAUUAAAAAAAAAAAUGUAAAAUGUGAAAAACUAGCAAUUUUUAAAAAAUAAUUCUAACAUUCCAGAAAUUACCAAGAAUUCAGAUUAUAUGCUAUUUAUUGGUGAGCACAUUGUGUAAACACUUAAAUAUCACUAUGCAUAUGACAACUAUAUUUUAAAGACAACUUAUAUUAUCUAGUCAUUAUCUAUGAUAAAAGUAUAACUAUUAGUUGUAUAUUCUUCAAUUACAAUCUACACAUUUUUAAUUAAAAUAGUUUCUCAUCAUCUGGUUUAAUUUAAAAUUGUCUGUCUACUUCAUCUUCAGGUUUAAAACCCAUGUAUGAUUGAAAUUAUAUGAUUGAAUAUACAUGGUGGUGUCCUAUAAAGAUUAUACAAAUGUAAUAAUUUUUUUUGUUUAAUAUUUUAAAUAUUACUCUUUUUGCAAUACUAAAACCUUGUGCUAUUCCUCUAUUAUAUAUUUGUUUGAAAUAAGAAUCUAAAAUUAUUUUUUAAAAACUUCAAACUUUUAACUUCAAAAAAUAAUAUCAAUUAUUCUUUAAUAUUUUCAUUUUAAACUAAGUGAGGAAUGCAUUAGUUUUUAAUGAUGUUUAUUUUUUUUUACUGUAUAAAUUUUUAAAUGAUAUUUAUCAAAUGUUUCAGUUAACAUUAAUAUAUAUAUAUAAAUAAAUAUUUUUUAUUAUUUUCAGCUGAAAGAUUUGAAUAUGCAAAAUCCUUAUUUGAUAGAGGGAAUUAUGUAAGUUCCCAAGAAGUCUGUGAAAUUAUGAAUGCACUGCUACCCAACAAUAUGAAUAUUUUGCUCUUAUUAUCAGCAUCCUAUUAUAUGCAGAAGAAAUAUGACAAAUCUUUAGAAAUUUUACAUAAAGUUCCAGAGAAAUAUAGUAGAAGUGCAGAAGUAUUAAAUAAUAUAGCAGCAAAUUAUUUUCAAAAAAAUGAUUUUCCAAAAUCCUAUAAUUAUUAUCGUUUAGCAAUAAGAGAAAAACCAAAUUUGAUUGAAUGUUGGUUAGGUUUUAUUAUAUUAUUACUUAAAAUGGACAAUUAUAAAAUUACUAUUCGAGUUCUUAACAUAAUAAUUCAUUAUAAGCCUAAUUUACCUAAAAUAUAUAAUUUAUAUGGCCGAUUACUGAUAAAAUUAAAUAAGUUUCAAGAUGCAGGUGACUAUUUUCAACGGGCUAUACAAUUAGAUCCUAAAUCAGAUUCAUCUUGGGCAGGUUUGGGAGAUAGCUUUGCAUUUAAUAAAAAAUUUAAUAGUGCAAUUAUAUGUUACGAAAAAGCACUACAAUUUAAUAGAUCUUCUAUAAAUCUUCAUAUAAAUAUAGGAUUUAUGUAUUAUCAACUGAAACAAUUUGAUAAAUCAAGUUUUUAUUUGAAAACUGCUAUUCAGAUGUCUCCAAGAAUAAAUUUUGAUAUUUUACAUAUAUUGUGUCGCGCAUAUUUUUUUAAUGGAAAUAUUACGGCUGCUAUGAAAACUUACUCUUUGUAUUUGAAAAAUCAAUCCAAUAAUCCAGUUGUAUUGAAUGAUAUGGGGUUAAUAUAUUUACAUCACUUUCAUAAUAUAACAGCUGCUGAACCAUGUUUUGAAAUGUGUGUUGACUUACAUAAAAGAAACCCUUUAUAUUAUAAAUGUCUUAUUUCUGUAUAUAAACAAAUAGGUAGAAAAGACAUAGGUUUUAAAAUAGCUACACAGUGUGCUGAUAUACAUUUUUUACAAAAUGAUUUUAUUGGUGGAAUUAGUGCAUUACAGUAUGCAGUUAACCUGUUUCCUGAAAAUUAUUAUCCCCAUUGGAAGACGGGACUUAUGUUCUAUAAUUUGAAGCUUGACCAUAAAGCUUUAUUGAGGUAAAUAAUCUUAUACAAUAUUGUGAUAAAUAUAGUAUCAUCCUUUGUAAUAUUAUUAAAUGUGAUUUACUUAAUGCAUGAACUUUUUUAAAACCAACAAGUGAAAACACCAAAGAAAACAUAUAUAUUUCUAGUUUUUAAUAAUUUUAAUUUAAAGUUUUGAAAUUAAAAUCAUGUAUAUUUUCACAUUCAAUUUAACAUUUGUGUGUACUUUCAAACCACUAGCAUAUAUGUAUUAAUUCUUUUUAAAUUUCAUUAAACAGGUAUAUUGAUGCAAAGAGAAUGAAACAGAACGUUCCCUUAAUUUUUACUAGUUUUGCAUUUAUUCAUGAAAAAAAAAAUGAACUAGAAGAAGCUGAACAAUUUUACAGAAAAUCUUUACAGUUAUACCCCAAAAAUUAUGAUGCUAUUCGUAAUCUAAUGGACAUUAAACAGCAAGAAGGCAAUACGGAUGAUGUUAUUACACUUUUUCAUUUAUUGCUAUAUCAUUUUCCUGAUAAUUUUGAAAUACUUAAUGAUUUGGCAAAUUAUUUUUAUAUUGAAAUUAACAACCCCAAAGCAGCUUUUAAUUAUUUUAAAAAAGCUUUAAAAAUCUGUGAUACCGAUUUUAAUACCUAUUUAGCUUUGGGAACAUUGUCGCUUGAAUUGAAUAAUAUAAAUGCUGCGUUAAAUCAUUUUUUGAAAGUACUUGAACUAUUUCCAGAUUGUUUAACAGCUCACUUAUAUAUAGGAUUUAUUUAUAAAGAAAAGAAACAAUUUAAUGAAGCGAUAAAUAAAUUUAAAAAAGUAUUAAAUCUUCACCCAAAUCACCCAGAUGCAUGCUGUUUCUUAAAUCUAUGUCAAAGGUAUAUUUGUAAGUUUACAAAUUUCAAUGGGAUAUACCUAAACAAAUUAAAAGAUAUUGUUUUACAUCAAUUGACUAAUAACGAAGUGCCAAGUAUUUCACUACAACACUCUUUACUAUUUAAUUUUGAAUCUGAAGUGCUAAUAAAAAUUGCAUCAACAUUUGCAAAACAAUUUGUUGAUAAACCAUAUAUACAAAGAAGGUUAUCUCAAGGAUAUGUACAUGAUAUAACUGUAUCUAAUAAUUGCAUCCGUAUAGGAUAUAUAUACAUGGAUUGUAGUAGCCAUCCUACAACAGAGUUGGUGAAGUUUAUUAGCAAAUCACAUGAUGGGAACAAAUUUGAAAUAUUUUGUUAUUCUCUAACACCAAUAAAUAGAUUAAGGUAAAUAUUCAAUUUAUAUUUUUUAACUAAAUAUAUCUAAUAUAAUAAAUUGUUUGCAUAUAUGUAUUUAUACUAUUGACAAUAUACUUAUAUAAAUAUAAAAAUUAAUGUGACAGUAUGUUCAUCAAAGAUUUAAUCACUUAUUACAUUGCAUUUGUAAAAUUAAAAUUCAAAAUAAUCUUUUGUGAAAAAAAAACUAUGACAUUAAUUUUUGAAUUUACUAGUAUUUUGACAUGUGAGAAUAAUCUAUUUUAUAAACUUCAACAUUAUGAUUAGUAGACAUUUUUACUUUAAUAUUUUAUGGAUCUUGAACAACCUUUUUGUUUUGAUUUUCAUGUGUAGCACUUUUUCUAAAAGAAAAUUUGAUUAGGGUGGUGGUACUUAAAGGAAGUCAAUAUUUGUUUGUUCUAGGGGUUUUCAUAAUAAAUGAGAAAAAAUUUAGAAAAAACUGGACAAUUUAUGGGAAGUGUAUUAUUUUCAAAUUGUAAAUAUUACAACCUUUCAAAACAUGUAUAAUUAAAUUCUGCUUAGAGUCGUUUUUCAUUUGCAAAUAUUAACUAUUGAGUAUAGAUUGAUUACUCUGAAUAUUGUAACCAUGUACCUAAAUGUGAUUGUAACAUAUCAUACAUACAUACACUUUAUAGCAAAAAUGUAUAAUUUAAUGAUGUUAGUGUAUUGGCCAUAUAACACUCAUAAUUUUGUUUUAAUUCCAUUUUGUCUAAAGAGGGGCUAUAGUCCCCUCAAAUAUUUAGUUCUAGCUACGCUUAGUACCCCUAAUAGUCUAAGAAUGUAAACAUUAUGCAGUUUUACUCUUUAAAAAGCAGAAAUAUAAUGGAAAACUUGAGUUUAUUUUGUAAUAAUUCUAUGUUAGUCAAUAUAAUAAGUAGGGCAAGGUUGUGUAUUUGCAAAUUUUUUCUACCUUUUCAAUUUAUUGCCAAGUAAAUUUUAAAUAUGUCUCAUGGAAGUACGAAUUCAAAUUUAGAAGUUUUAAAUGCAAAUUUUUGAAAUUUUUCAAUUUUGUUGGAUUUACUCUUGUAUAUAACUAUUCUAGAACUUAUCACUAGCCAUACAAUUUAAUUUUGGUAUCUUAUCUUUAUUUUGAUAAUUUCAAGUUGGUAGGUAUUUAGCACAAUACAAAAAUAUUUUGUGAAAUGUGACUGAUUGUUAUAAUUUGUUCUUCAGUCACUCCAUGCAUUUUGAGUGAUCAUGUUCUGUAAAUAUGUCGAAAAUUAAGCCAAAUAUUUUUACUGUUAUAAAAAAAAUUGUUAUUUGCAACACUACAAUCAAUUUACUAGUUUUUUACUACUAAAACAACUGUGCUCUAAUAAUAAGUGUAAAAAAAUUAUUUUGACUGAAAAAUAUUAACUAACAUUUUUAGGGUAAAAAUUGUAAUUCUUCAAUAAAAAGGAGUAAACAUUUUUAACAAAACUACUCUAUCUCACUUGAUAAUUAGUUAACUAAUUGAUCUCAAAUUUUUAAAAUCAUCCACAAAAUAUUCCCAUAAAAAAUAAUCAUUAAUCAAAUGUAGGACUUUUUGCAUUUAAAAAUGGGACUUUUGGACAGCUAAAUAAUGGUUCCCAUAGCACUGUGUGCUUUUUAAAUACAAUUGUGGUCAAAAUGAUAAUGAUAAUAUAUAUUUUUAAUUUUUUACAUUAUUAUUAAUUUGUCUUAAUUUAUAAUUAUUUAUUAUCAUAAUAUUUGUUUAGAUCAAAUAACUCAUAUGCGGCUGAUUGUUUUAUUGAUAUUUCCAACCUCAGUUCAAUUGAUGCAGCUAAAAAAAUAAAUGCAGAUAGAAUUCAUAUUUUAAUUGAUGUGGGCGAUUCUACAAAAGAUCUCGAGUAUGAAAUAUUUGCAUUGAAACCAGCUCCAAUUCAAGUUAAAUUACUUGGACAUCCUGGAACUAGUGGUGCUACUUUUAUAGAUUAUUUAAUAACAGAUAAAGAAUGUUCUCCGCCAGAUUUAGAUUAUUUGUAUACUGAAAAGUUGGUUUACUUGAACCGAACUGUAUUUUUUGGUGAUCACAUGUUAUUAUUUAAUGACCUAAGUCAACGAAAUCCUCGAAACAGAACAACAAAUAGAAAUAAUUGCAAUGAAACCAUUGGCAGCUUUGACAGUCAUAAUACUUCUUAUAUGUACAGCCUUCAAAUGUUUCCUGAUGGUUUUAUAAAACACUAUACAAGACAAAUGUAUAAUCUGCCAGAAGACUCUAUAGUGUAUUGCUAUUUUGGACAACUUUAUAAAAUAGAUCAAACUACUUUAAAUAUGUGGACAAAAAUUCUAAAGGGUGUUAAAAAUUCAGUGUUAUGGCUUUUAAGGUUUGUUAAGGAUACCGAAAAUAACAUUCAUGAAUAUUUUGAAUAUAAUGGUAUUGAUCCAGUACGAAUAAUUUUCAGCAACAUAGCACCUAAGGCUGAACAUCUGAGAAGAAUUCAGCUGGCUGAUGUAUAUUUAGAUACACCAUUUUACAAUGGUCAUAAAAGUUGCUUAGAUGCAUUAUGGGCAGGAACGCCAAUAGUAACAUUAUCUGGAGAUACAUUUGUGUCCCGCAUGACUACUUCACAAUUACUUGCAGUAAACUGUCAAGAAUUAAUUGCUUUCAAUGAAGUUGACUAUACCAGAAUAGCAAUAAAAUUAGGGAAGCACACCCAUCUAUUGGACCAAAAAAGACAACAAAUAUGGCAAUCGAAAACAACAAGUUUACUGUUUGACUGUGAAUCCUAUUGUAGGGAACUAGAAAAUCUUUACUUAGAUAUGUGGAAAAAAUUAUUUUAAUCAGUGUAUAUGAGUUGCUACAGUGUGGGAAUGAUAAGCAGUAAUAUUUGUUUUUUUAUUUAAGAUUUUAAAUAUAAUUGUGUAACAAAAAAAAAAAAAAUGACUAUAUACAGUUAUUUUCUAUAAAUACCACUACUUUCUUUAAUUACUAAACUAUAAAUUUUAAUAAUAAUAAUUUGUGUUCAUUUUUUUAAAUAGUAAAUUAGUUUUAAUAUGUAAUAAUUUUUUAUAGUUAUUUAAAUAUUUAAACCC
Molecule: messenger RNA, 7068 nt
Organism: Cinara cedri
Lineage: Eukaryota; Metazoa; Arthropoda; Insecta; Hemiptera; Aphididae
Source: the annotation of a GenBank genome assembly